Molecule: messenger RNA, 1084 nt
Organism: Lactuca virosa
Lineage: Eukaryota; Viridiplantae; Streptophyta; Magnoliopsida; Asterales; Asteraceae
Source: the annotation of a GenBank genome assembly
AUGAUUCUUCUCGAUUCCAAAAUUUUGGGAGAGAUACGAAUAUACGAUAUCGGAGAGAGACAUCCUGUGAAUAAUAAUCAAGCUGUUGAUGUUUCUGAGUGGGAAAUUGUUGAAUCUAUUAAGCCUUAUCUGUUUACAGAGGCUGCAAUGAAAAUCAAGGAAGAAGAGUUAAAUUCAACUAUUUCCAAAUUGGAAAAGAAAAUUUCCUCCUUGAAAGAAAGUUUGGCAAAUGAAGAGUCACAAAAGCUAAAUGCCAUUGAUUUUCUCAAUAAAGAAAAAGAAGCUAGGAGGCUUUAGAAAAGAAUCAAGAUUCUUUAAAGGAAGAGCUUCUACAGGCUAAACAGAAUGCAUCAACUGCUGAAGAGGAGGUGAUAUAAAUUAAAGAAUCUAAAAUCAUUGAAAUAAAACUACGUACAAAACAUAUUUCUGAUUUCAGAUUGUCUUCUUUCGGUGAAAACUCAACAAGACAUGAACAAGAUUUUGCAAGAGUACAAUACCGAACUUCAAAAUCAACUUUUUACUGCCAUUGAUGCAAACAAACAUUUUGUAAAAGAGAAAGCUGCAAUCUUGGAAAAUCACAUCACUUUAAAGAAACAUUACAACUUCUUGCAGCAGGAGUUCACUUCUGUUAAUGUUUGUCUUUCAUCUCAAUAUUUUUUUCCUGAUUGUUCCCAACAGUUGUUUUGGAGAAAGUAUUGUGCUCAAACAGAGAAAAUAUCUGUGCUAGAACAUCAGUUAGCAGCUGCAAAUGAAAAGCUUAAGAUGGUGGAUUUAUCUUCAUUAGAGAUAAGAAGAAAAUACGAGGACCAAAAACGGAUUGUUUCAAAAUUAGAGGACCAAUUGCUGGAAGCAGGUCAACUUUUUGAAGGGGAGAGAUUGAGAGCUCAAGGGUUGUAUAAGUUGAUGUAGUUCAAAGUGGUAUUUUUUCUAUUCUCAUUUUAACAAAGGGAAAUUUGCAUGGAAGAACAACAUACUUUCAUUUCUUCACGGAUAAUAGCAAUCUACUUACCUUUCACUGUUUAUAUUGGUAUUGUACUUUAUUUGUUACAUAUUGCUACUAUCUAUAAAAAAAAAUGUAAGUUCA